Molecule: messenger RNA, 5116 nt
Organism: Dromaius novaehollandiae (emu)
Lineage: Eukaryota; Metazoa; Chordata; Aves; Casuariiformes; Dromaiidae
Gene: CEP15
Product: centrosomal protein 15
Exons: 5
Coding region: 393-788 (131 amino acids)
Source: RefSeq, a predicted model, not a curated record
GUAGGGCUAAGGGCGGCUCCUCACGCGCCGCCGGCUCCGCGCGCGCCCCAGGCGGCGGGUGCGUGCCUCCCCCACGACACGUGGCAGCGCUUUUCCCGCCUUUCCGAGCGGUGGCUCUUUGCCGCCGCUUUCGGGCGAGGCUCCCCCAGGGGCGGGCGCUCGGGGCCUCCCGUUGCCCGUAACCGCGGGAGGCCUCGCCAGCAGCGUGAGGUCUGUGCCCGGGUGCGAGCGUGGCGGUUGCCCCUCUGAAGGGAAGAGCAUAGAGGGGAGGCCUCCUUCUUGGGCAGGGCGGAGGCGUUAGCGUAGUCUGCUUGGAGAGAAAUCUUUUUCAGAGUGUGGUGAAAAGCACACCCGUAGGUAACCAGAGUGGCAAAACGGGCAAACAACUGAAAAUGACGUCCUAUUUGGCUCAAGAGGUUCGCCUGGCUAGGAGACAUGAAGAGAUACUGUCUCAGAGAUCAGUGCUGCUACAGCAGAUGGAGACUUAUCUAGGAGACAAAAAGACUAAAAAGACAUGGCAAACUCAAGCAGCUGAUGCAGCUCAUAAAAGGAAUGCAGCACUUCUAAAUGAUAUAGAAGCAGCCGAAAAAAAGCUGCAAGAAAGAGUGUAUUUACUUCCACAUCCUGAUACUGUUAAGUUAGAAACUCUCUACUGGGCGUCAGUAGAAGAAUGUCUUCCCAAGUGGGAACAGUUUCUUUUAGGAAGAGCAGAAGCUCCUAUUGGUUUUAAGAAAAUGAAAUCUACAAAACAGAAUAAAAGCUCCCCAGAAGAAGAGUCGCAAAAAUAAAUGCCCUGGGUUUGUUUCCUAACUUCUGACUGAAGCAAACAGUAGCAUGCUGAUCAGGCAAUGGAAUAUCAUGUCAUUAAAUUGUAAUGUAAAUAAUUUAAAUGAAAAUUAACUGUAUUAGAUAGUUUGCUUUCACUGUCUCAUGUAAAAUUAUUUAGUUUAAACGAUAUUUUUGCUUGAGGAGAACCUAGACCAUCAUUCCUCAUGUUGAGAGGAGCAAUCCUACUCAAAAGGGCUUUUCGGACCAGAAGUGAGAAAUUCUGGUGUAUGGAAACCCACCAGGGCAAUUACCUCUUCAGUAUGAGAAGAGUUUUAGUUUUUUUUGUAAUCGUCUGCUUUUACAUGUUAGUGCGAUAUAUAAAGACAGAUUCAUGUGUUCUCUUUCUUCAUUGUCAUCUGUGCUGUGAAUGUCUCUGUGGAUGAGGGAGCAGGGAAGAAUUUAUCGUUAACAGGCAAGGCAAGCAGUUUACAUCAGACAGAGUAGCUUUGUUUUAGAACUGCAAACCUGUGUACAAACCUUAAUGAUAGCAGCUGUGGAAGAAACACCUUGAAUUUACACAUCUUGCUUUCCCUGAUUUUUGUCAUUGCCACUUGCUUUGCUUCUACCCUUUGCUCCAGUAACUACUGCUGCUUUUCCCCACCUCUGCUUCCCCACCAUGCUGCCUGCUUUGUAUUUCCCAUCUAAUGGGCUGGAAAAGACAAGAAAAAGUAAACAGGUCUCUGGGGUUUUUUUGCUACUUUUAGGCUGCUCUUAGUGCUAUUUUCUUUAUGUUGACAUAACUGAUAAGUGAGAUCUUUUGCUUAGACAUGAAAGCUUUGAGAGAGCCAAGCAGAAAGCUAGCCCACAGUGACUGUCCAAAGAACAAGCAUAUAGAAGGUGAGGCGAUAAUACUUUCUCAGGCACUGAAAAGCUUCUCAGCGUCCUCCUGCGGAGCUGUAGUAUCAGUGAGUUUUGGUUGGACAGUGGACUUAACUCUUUGUGCAGGGGAGCUACCUUAUGCUACUCUGGUACUUACAUGCUUUUGAAAGUACCAGUUCAGUGGAAAAUCUUUCCAGGUGUAUGACUUAGCCCUAAGAAAUUUCACCCUUCUAAAGCAAGCAAAGCCUAGAAAACUUUUUUUUUUUUAAUUAUUGAGAACCUGGAUUUGAGUGUUAUAAUUUGGUUAAUGAAAGAUUGUUAUAGUUUAAUGGCACGUGUGACAUCAUUCUCCCCCUCCCCCCCCAACCUGGAAGGAAGAGGAAAAAAAGUUUACUCCCACCAGCACCUGAGGAUGUGAAAACUUAAUUAUUACUGAUUUUGCCAGGCUGUUAGUGAAUUAGUGUGUGCACCUUUGUGCUACAUAGUCCUAUGAAUUAUUUUUGUAUUAGGGAUGUUUUAACUACUUUUAUUGAAACUGUAGUGCUUUUUAGCAACAUUUCUCAUAAAUGUCCUGAUUGCUUUGGCUCUAACCCCUCCGACACUGUUCUGUUUAAAAGAUCAACUUGAGAAUUGAGCAUUGCAAAGUGUGUAUUUAAUUAAUUAAACAUAGUUUAAUUAUUUAUUGAUUAACUGUACUGGGGAGUUCAUGGUCCAGUAAGAACUAGGGAACCAACUUCUAGCUGGAAAUUACAGGAGGUCUAGGUAUUCUUGAAGAACCAACAUCUGCAGAGACUGUUCUUUCUGAAAUCAGGCACUUGGUUUGUCUGAAUUAAAAUUAGCUGAAGAUUCACUGACAUGAAAAAAAUAAACUUCAGCUGCAAUUACAAAUUGUUUUAUGUUUUCAAGGGGAAUGUUAAGAGUUCAUUUGAAACUUUUUUCUAUUGAAGUGUCCAUUAAACUGAUAAGUUUUAACAGAAACUGCCAUCUUAGAAAUAUCCUGUUGAGUGGGUGUUGGUGUUUGUAACAAUAACGUUGUUUUCAUAAUAUGUGAUGGCAGAUUAGCACGCUUCUCUGCAGUGUUGUUAACAGUUGUAAUUAAGGAAUAAACAGUAAAGGGUGUCAGUCCGAUGACAAUUUCAUCUAUAGUGUCACAAUACAAAAUGUCACAAAAUAUUAGAACUGUUAUAUAACUACAAAAAUAUCAAAUUAGGCUUUCAUCUUACAAGCAGAGAGCUUAAAAAAAACCUGGCAUAGAGACCAUUGCAAUUUUAUACCUACUCACUGUUCUGUCACAAAGACAAGUUGGUAAUAUUUUCUUCUGUAAGAUCACAAUGUGUUUCUCAGUCUGAUUUAGUAGGAGUGUGUGUGGAUUUUAGAAUUACAGAGCUCAAAAUUAAAAAGCAUAUAAUUGGAACCAGUUGAAAAGACAAUAAGGGAAAAGCUAUUACACAUGAAGGCACUGAAGAAAUUAAAUGCCCAAAAAGGAGGGAUGGGUGAGCAGUUAGUUGCUUACAAAGACUAGGAUUCAUCCUGGUCUUUGCAUCCUAAGGGAAAUCUGGGCCCUUAAGUACUUUAUGCGUGUGAAUAAUCUGGGUCUUUAUCUCUUUGGACUCCGCCUAUACACUGGGACACAAUACAGAUGCUCCCAUCUCCUUCGUUUUGAUUUCCUGUGGAGGGAAAGCUGGGUGUGUGGACUCUGACGGGAUGGCAGCUGGAUGAUUCGAGCAUUUUGCAGAAUGCACCCGCAAGCAGUGUUGUAGUUUUCACUGCAGAAAGAUAAGAAGCCUUCCCUUGUUCGCAAUUAUGCGUUGAGCAUAACUAUAUUAAAUAUUAUUAGGUACUCCAUUAUUAUGUUUCCAACAGUUUUCUGUUAAAUUGGACAAAGGGAUGAGGAUUAAAUUAUGCUCCUUUCAAAGAAGGAAAUUAUGUGGUUUCUGGGACAUAACUUUAGAAACAACAGGGCAGCUAGUGCGUGAAAAAAUAUACAGGAACAUGUCCAGAAAAAGGGGGGAAAAAGAGAAAAACACUUAAAGCAGGAGUGUGUAUAGGUGAUCAUUCAUAGAAAGACAAGGGCCUUCAGAUUGGCGUGUGGUCUAAUAUAAAUAAAUGCAAUUGCAUAUGACUGUGAAACUGCAAAGCAGUAGGGACAGGGAGGCACAGAGCAGGCCGUUAAGGUGAAGAAAUACGUGUUUCAUGAUUUGUCACAGACCUCAGGGUCAAGCAGUGGCAGAAAAUGCAAUCGUAUGGUAUCUUCCAUCACUUAGAUCAAGUGCACAGUUUUUACUAAGCCUGACUUAGCUUACAUCUUACUUGUCCAUAGAUACAGGUACAGCUCAUUUGCAUUGUUUACAAAAUAGAAGAAAGAAAGAAAAAAAAUGAUGAUACCAGUGGAAUUGAAUUGUGGGUUUAAAGGAGACCCUGGAUAGCAGUGCUUCACUCAAUCAAGGCUGGUAUUUCAAGUGUAUUGAUUCUAGGUAGUUUUCCCCCCAGUCAUUCAAGGGUGGGGGUUUUUUAAGCUUAUUUAGAUUCCUACAAAUUUUUUUGAUAAGUGUGUUUUCACUCAGAACAUAACCUGUUGCUUUACACACUUGACUAACUGCGUGCCCUUUUGUGCUACUGUAUAUGUACAAAUAAGCUGCAAUUGCCCUAAGAGCCUGUUGCCUCUUUUUCUUUUCUGGUGGGUGGGGGAAAGCGAUUGAGAAGACCAGUAGCGGAAACAAAUGUUUUUGCCUGUUUGUAAGUCAAAUAUUUGAGUAUUUUAUAAGAAGAAAUACUAAAUGGUCCUCUUGUAAGUUUAUGCGCAGAUGAGUAACCACAGUACUAGCCUAGAGGCACAGCCUGCUCGCCCAUCUUGUCACCUCCACCUGAGCUUUUUACUUUUUCCGUUGUUCUGGCUGUGGGGGUAGGAGGCAUGCUAGUUUUACGUAGGAUAAGGAAUUCUUACUCCAAAUAAUCUUUCUCAAGCCUAUUAAUGUCAUUUGAGAAUAUGUAUGAAAUAACGAAAGGAUUUAGAACACUCAUGACAUUUGACACUUACUGUAGUAUCCUCUUGAUUGUAUUUAUUCAGGGUCAUCUUUUCAUAAAAGUUGGGAGCUAGAUUUUAAACUGAGCUUAUAGUUUUUUGUCUCUGUCUUUUUUUUAUUCACACAAUGCAGCUCAGGGAUGUGGAUGUCAGACUAAAGCUCAGUUUGAGCUGGCGGGUACUGAAAAAUAAGAAAACAAUAUUUGAAAUAGAAGGUAGUUUCAGAGGUUACUUCUGAAAGAAAGCACUGUUUGCUCCAUAAUGGUAAUUUUCAUGAUAUUUUAAUAGUUCUGUUCAGGUAAACUGGACCUUAAAUAUCAUCCCAAAUGUAAGCUUUUUUACGAUAUUUGUCGAGGUAAGAACUCUAUUACUGUAAUAUUCUGUUUGCUCAAGAACUGUAAUCCAUGCAUAUACUAUGUUGCAGUUGAAUAAAGCUUUGAUCCUGUA